CUGGUCACACUGCUGUCAAAUUAAUUUAGUCAACAAGGUUUUAAAAAAAUCUCGUACAUACGUAAUUUGUGUAUUUUCUAGGUAAUAAAAUGGAGAGAGAUCUUCACCAAUGUAGCACAAAUUUUGAUACGCUCAAGUCUAAAGUAAAAGAAUCAUUCGAACGCAUCUAUGCAUGCUUAAAAGCGAGGGAAUUGAAAAGCUUAAGACAAUUAGAUGUCAUUAGUAAACACUGCCGAGAUGACCAAAACUUAAUUAAAAACUAUCUGCAAAAUAUAAAAAUACGCUUUGACAAUGAGCCAGGCUUACUAAAAAAUAUUAAUGAAUACGGAUCGAUAGAUUUUGAAAAUCUCUGUUUGGAUAGCAGUAUUUUUAGCUUAGAAGAAUACAUCAGUGCUGAAAGCGACCAUAUGUAUUCAUACAAGGGAUUAAAAGACGAAAGGAAAGACUUCGCCAUCAAAGAAGCUGCCUUAAGAAAAAUAACGAGCACACAGAACUGCAAUUGCUGCGUUAAUAUAACUAGUAAGGAUGUUUCCAAACAAUUUUGUGAAACAGAAAAAAAUGUCACAGAUAUUACAAAAUCUGAGAAAUGUAAUAAAAUUGACUAUAGUACUUGCAAUGGUGAUGGAGAUAGUACUUGUGAAUGUAGUGAUAAGAUAUUAGAAGUAAAUAGUAAAAUAAUAGCCAACAAGGCGAAUGAAGUUGGUACAAAUUUAGGGAAUAAUAGUGAUAUAAGUGAAGAUAUGGAAAUCAAGAAAAAUAAUUCCACUGAAAAUUGGUUGAAUUUGAUAAAAGGUCAGACAGAAACAGAGCCUACAGAUGGAAUGGAACACAGCAAUAUAACAUAUUCAUAACUAAAGUAAAAGUUAAGUUUAAUAUAAUGUUUUUUACA
Molecule: messenger RNA, 889 nt
Organism: Bombyx mori (domestic silkworm)
Lineage: Eukaryota; Metazoa; Arthropoda; Insecta; Lepidoptera; Bombycidae
Exons: 2
Coding region: 90-851 (253 amino acids)
Source: RefSeq, a predicted model, not a curated record